CUUAUUCCUUUUUUUUUUUAUUAUGGAAUUAACAAUGGAUCAUUUAAAUAUAAUCAUUACAAAAAUACAGUCUCGAAUACUUGAAUCAAAGUCAAGAAACACUAUCCUCUCUAUUGGUACUGCUGUUUCCUUGGUGAUUCUCUAUUCUGCUUACGACAAAAUAGCCAAACCACCAAAAAAUCUACGUCAUAUCCGUCAUGUCAACUUUCUCAGUUACCUUUUGCGCAUGGUUCAAAAGAAGCCAUUGGGUCAAAUCUCUCGAGAACUCACUGUGCCAUUGUUGGAUCCCAAAACUGGUGAAAUGUAUUUGAAGAGGGACCGAUUAGGCUGGACUGUCAACAUUGCUAAUCCAGAAGCUGCAAAAACUUUCUUCUUGAAAACAGAUCUAUACCCGAAAGCAAGUUUCACACAUCAAUCUGGUACACUUUUCCAUGAUUUUCUUGGUGAUGGAAAUAUUCUUUUUGCGAACAGCAAAACCGAAUGGAUGAAGCAUAGAAAGUUGGCCAAUCCUGCUUUCCAUCGUUCAAUGCCUGUCAAGUUGUUCGCUCAACUAUCUCACAAAGUGUUUAAGGUGAUCGAUGAAAAAAUUGAACAGCCUAUUCUUAUCACUGAUAUGAUGGAACGUUUCACUUUGGAUGCGAUCGGUUUAGCUGGCUUUGAUUUUGACUUCAAUUCUAUACUUGAUCGAAACAGUGAAUGGGUCGACAACUAUGCCCAGAUAAAGUAUGGUCUCAGUCAACCUGUUUUCUUCCUCUUCCCUUGGCUUGAAAAGAACUUUUUAUGGUUAUUUCCUGGUCGACGAGAACAACAUAAACAAAUGCAGAAAUAUCAUAAAAUGUUGGAAGGAAUCAUCACAAAGAAACGACUCACCUUGAAACGACAAUAUCAACAGAAUAAUGGACAAGGAUUGGAUGAUGAUGCUGAAAAGGACUUGUUGACUUUGAUGUUGGAAAGCGAACUUUCUGGUGAAGGCAUUCUCACAGACGAAGAACUUAAAAGUGAUCUGAAUGUGUUUUUCUUAGCUGGACAUGACACAACAGCAAAUGCAUUAUCUUUCGCCAUCCAUGCUUUGGCUCGUGAUCCUGCUUUACAACAACGUGCAAGAGACGAAGCCAUUGCUGUACUUGGUGAUGCCCCUGAAGACGUUUACCCGACUUUGGAUGAUAUCAAGAAAUUCGACUUUAUCAGUCAAAUCAUGAAAGAAAAUUUACGUCUUCAUGGACCAGCAACUGGUGGUUUGCCUCGUAGGGUGGCUGAAGAUACAGAAUUAGGUGGACAUUUUUUACCCAAAGGAACACCUGUGGUGGUCAACAUUUACGAUACCCAUCAUAAUCCUCAUGUUUGGAAGGAUCCUGAACGUUUCGAUGCUGAUCGGUUUGCACCUGGUGGAGAAGCUGAACAACAUGUACGUGGUGGUAUGGCUUGGAUUCCUUUCUACUCUGGUCAACGCAUGUGCAUUGGAAUGAACUUUAGUAUCAAUGAACAAAAAGUCAUGCUUCCUAAUUUAUUGAGAAAAUAUGAAUGGUGGUUGCCUGAAGACUCGAUUCACAAGGAAAACGUGAUUACUGGAACUGUUGGUAUCUUGUCUCCCAAAGACCUCAAGAUUGUAUUCAAAAGAAGAUAUUAGUGGUUUUUUUUUUAUAUUGAUAUAUCAUGUCUAGUUUAGUUGUUACAUAUAUAAUAAAGAUCAUACUUUUUGAUUGAUAA
Molecule: messenger RNA, 1707 nt
Organism: Halteromyces radiatus
Lineage: Eukaryota; Fungi; Mucoromycota; Mucoromycetes; Mucorales; Cunninghamellaceae
Product: cytochrome P450
Exons: 6
Coding region: 23-1627 (534 amino acids)
Molecular function (GO): monooxygenase activity; heme binding; iron ion binding
Source: RefSeq, a predicted model, not a curated record